AUGCGUCAAGCAAAGGUGUUCGCAGAACAAGAGUCCGACAGUAAGAUAGAGCUCAGUAAUGUUAAACAGGCUUUGGAAUUGGACGGGGAGUGGGGGAGAAAGGGGUGGGACGCGAACUGGACGCGUCUGGCGUUUUGCGGCCCAUUGACGCGACCAGCCUCAAGACUUUGUAAGAUAUCGAAACGUCAAGUCAAGAUUGCUGCUACAGUACGGGGGUAUGGAGUGCUGCUACACUGCAGGCGACAGUCACGGCACGUCAAAGCACGGCAGCCAAUCGAAGUAGACGGCGAUCACGCUCACGACCACGCCGGCACGCGUCCAGCCCUCUCACUGAUGGACGGCAUAUGGACUCGUCGACUACUGCCUCUGAGCGCCCAGCGCGGCAGCGCAUCCGUACAGGGAAGCACCCUGCCUAGCCGCGCGAGGAUGCACCACGCGCAUAAGACGAGGACAUGGCCGGAUAGGAUACCUAGGCAUGCCCACUCACAUAUGCGCGCAAGACCCAACAAGCGGUGGGCCUCGUCCGGUGGGUGUAAAUGCGACAUAGGCCACUUAAGUUGUCUCCCGGUUAUUUGA
Molecule: messenger RNA, 576 nt
Organism: Ilyonectria robusta
Lineage: Eukaryota; Fungi; Ascomycota; Sordariomycetes; Hypocreales; Nectriaceae
Exons: 5
Coding region: 1-576 (191 amino acids)
Source: RefSeq, a predicted model, not a curated record